Messenger RNA from Platichthys flesus (European flounder), 3637 nucleotides. Its product is annotated as secretory carrier-associated membrane protein 1-like. Lineage: Eukaryota; Metazoa; Chordata; Actinopteri; Pleuronectiformes; Pleuronectidae. The record is from RefSeq and is a predicted model, not a curated record. The transcript has 9 exons. Gene Ontology annotation, biological process: protein transport. Gene Ontology annotation, cellular component: trans-Golgi network membrane; recycling endosome membrane. Bases 77 to 1090 code for a protein of 337 amino acids.
UCCGGCGACAGUCGGUCCAAACGUUGCUCUCUAAACCAGUGGCACACACCUAACGGGGAGGACUCACACCACGAGAAUGUCGGAAUUCGACAGCAACCCGUUCGCGGAGCCCAGCUUCAAGAACCCGCUCCAGGAUCCGUCAGUGAGCCAAGCGAGACAGACGGCUCCUCCUGGGCUGGAGGAGUACAACCCCUUCACAGAAGCCAAACCAGCGCCUGCAGGGAUGGCACCCAAGACUGCUGCGCCCACUAUCAACACACAACCCGCCAUCAUGAAACCAACAGAGGAGCCUCCGGCCUACUCGCAGCCUCAGGCACAGGAGCAGACGCGGGCAGCUGCGGAACUCUUGAGGCGACAGGAGGAGCUGGAACAGAAAGCUGCGGAGCUGGACCGCCGGGAGAGAGAAAUGCAGUCACUCAGUGCUUCAGGAGGCAGGAAAAACAACUGGCCUCCUCUCCCAGAGAAGUUCCCUAUGGGUCCAUGUUUCUACCACGACAUCAGCGUGGACAUUCCUGUAGAGUUUCAGAAGACAGUCAAGAUCAUGUACUACCUCUGGAUGUUUCAUACCGGGACGCUGCUCAUUAACAUGUUCGGCUGUCUGGCCUGGUUCUGUGUGGAUGCGUCGCGUGGGGUGGACUUCGGCUUGGCCAUCCUCUGGUUCAUGCUCUUCACGCCCUGCUCUUUCGUCUGUUGGUACCGACCACUCUAUGGAGCCUUCAGGAGUGACAGCUCAUUUAGAUUUUUCAUUUUCUUCUUCGUGUACAUCUGUCAGUUUGGAAUCUACGUCCUCCAGUGUAUCGGCAUCUCUGGCUGGGGCGCCUGUGGGUGGAUCUCGGCUUUGAUGUGCCUGAAUAGCAGCAUCCCAGUGGGCAUUAUCCUGAUCCUCAUCGCUGGUCUCUUUACCUCACUGGCCGUCAUGUCCCUCAUCAUGUUCAAAAAGGUCCAUGGGAUGUACCGUACCACGGACGCCAGCUUCGAGAAGGCCCAGCAGGAGUUUGCCACCGGCGUCAUGUCCAACAAGACGGUCCAGACAGCCGCCGCUAAUGCCGCCUCCAGGGCCGCGCAGGAAAGCUUCAAGGCGCAGGUCUGAUCGGCCCCAUAGGGCACGCUCAACUCUCUGUCCAACACUCACCCAUCUGCCCCUCCUCCUCUUCUGCUCACAAAUGCAGCCCCCAGCUUCCCUUGAGCCAAGUGGCCUGUUUGAACACAUGGAGAGCCCCUCCCCCCCCAGCCUGCUGACACUGUCAGAGUGGUUCAUGUGAGGGUGCCGCAGUCACCCCAUGAUCUGUGAUCUGAGAGAAAACCACUACUGGGAUGAUUCGAACCGGCUAAUUGCUCCAGCGACAACAUCACACACACUCAUCUCUGACUCUGGGAUCCCCUAAUCGACGCUGCACUCACACCACUCAACCAGCAGGCUCUACUAUAUUUUUGUAUGUUUGUUGUGUGCGUGUGUGUAUGUGUGUGGCCAACUUAAUGAUUGUUUGUUUGCUUAUAUAAACGUCUGUACAGCCUUGAGGCCUGUGUGUAGACUGAUUGUAAUGUAGAUUGAACCAAGUCCGACUCUGGAGUUACUCGGGCAUUUCUCAGCCGUCUUUGAAGCUCCGUGUGUUUCUUUAAUUUAUCAACCUAAUCACUUCUUCCUGUUUUUUAAAUUAAUUUAUUAUCGGACAAGUAGAAGUCAUGCAGCGCUCUCUAGCUGUCGGUGAAUGCUCAUGCAACAGAAAUCUGCGAUUUAUUUUGCUGGGGUACAUCAUUUGUCACUGCUGCCCCCCGGUGGAGGGAUUUUGUAUUGUCAAAGCUGAAUGCUGUGCAUUCCAGUUCACUACCUUGCCUUCUGCUUUCUGUUUGCUUGAGUCAGAAUUGGAUUUUUAGAAGGUCUGUAGUCUCUCUCCUUUUAAAGAGAUACUUCAACUGAAGUCUCAUCUGUUAAGUAUCAAACACUCACUCCUGCCGAUUGUAGGGAUAAUGUUUUUUUUCUCCGUAUCAAGGGUCGCGCCAAUUAUUAUUCGGAUUAAUAAAUUCAUUGAUUGUGUAUUUCUGUUGGUGAGGAGUAGAUACAUGAUUUCUCGUAAAGUAAAUUCAAAGUGUUUGGUUUGUCCACGGUUAUGCUCUAAGUUUCUUUAAUUUUUUUAACCAUCGGAAUUACAACCAAUCAGAGCGUUUGAUACUUAGACGCUGUUUUUAUUUUAGGUGGAAUAUUACUUUAAAGUUUGCUCUCCAGUAUCUCUGUUUUCUUUAAAUCUAUUGCCUAUACUGAUCUUCAUAUCCACAGUGAAAUCCCACAGAGUUGCACUUUAAAUCCAGUCAUUAUAUUGUUUAUAAAAUCGGUGCAAUGAAUUGAUAUUUAUUUCAAUGGCCUCACGCCAUCCUUCUCAUUCGUGUAAUUCAUACGUUCUAACAUGCACCAGCUGAGUUCAGCAUAGUUUCUCAUGGAGCCUACAACACACACUGUUGUGAAUAUACAGCUGCAUGUUUAUACAGUCUCUUUGAGAGGAACGUUCCAUUCUUCUCCAGCUUUUCGUGUGUUCUGGAGAUUUACCUCAGUUGUACUCAGGAUGUGCUCGUCACUUGCAUGACAAGGAUAAAAGUCAAUUAUACCAGGCCGUACAGAACUACAGACACUAACACCUAGAUUUAAAUACAUGUGCUGUAAAUAAAUAUGUUGCAAUGAAAAAAUUAUUAAAAAGAACACUAACAUUGUCAGUAAAUUUCCUGUGAUGUUCUAAUGAUUGCUUGCUUAUUAAUAACUGGAGAACUGUGGAUUGAAUAAACCACAAGCAGAUGCACAAUCACAUCUACAGAUGAGGUCAUUCGUUUUAAUUACCAGUUUGUGGUCAUUAAUAAUGUUCAAAUGCAUUUUACCUGCAAAAAUGUCUUAGAGCCAGUAAGUGGAAUUUAGGAACUGGGAAGCAGCUUUUCACCAUUUCUUAUUUCUUUCUGUUGCAUCGCGUGUUAAAGCCAGUUAAGCCUUUUGUGAGUAUGUGACGUGUAGGAGUGUAAAUAGAGGGACUGUGGAGCCUAAUAUUUGUCAAGGGCAGAGUACGGAUCCUUCUUCCUGGAGAGGAGCCAUUUUUUUAAUUCGAACUAUCAACUUAUCCUCCGAGGCUGCAACAUGCCUUCUUCCCUCGACCCCUUUUUGCUGUUUUUAUUUCACAUCGGCUUAAUUUGGACCAGUACAUUUCUUUCUGCCUAAGCACAUGCAUGUACAAAGCAUCAUGAGAUUGUUCUUUAAAGAGAUUCCUGCUGAUUUCUGACUGUAAAAACUUUCUGGCUUAAAACAAACAAACAACACAUGUGAAGAAGGCGACAGGUCGACUGUGAUGGGAACUGUGGGAUGGGACUGUGGCUUUAAACUGUGCUAAUGAUCAAGGUUUGUGUUGGAAACAGUGAGAACAAAAAUAAAACCUUUUUCCAGCUUCUCUUAAAUUUAAAUAAAAGGAUUCAGGAGUGUUAUUAUUCAGAAACAUACUAUGGGAUGUUUGUAUAUUUUGUCUGAUUUACUGAUGGUCGGCAGUUUGCUCUAAAUUUGUGUUUGAUUUAAAGGUGCACUCUGGUUUCUCCUUCAGUCGCAUGUUGAGCAGUGGAGUUUUGUAUAUUUACUGUAUAAGCACUGAAUAAAAGUCUUCUUCUGUAA